UCUUCGCUUCUGAUUGGUCGAGUCGCAAGUGCCAUAGUGGAUUCGGAAGUUGAGAUAUUCGGCGGUGUUCGCGCUCGUUUGCGAUGUAUUGCGUAUUAUUAUUUGUGACGUCGAACGUUGCAUAGUGUGGAUGUGCGGAUAUAAUAUCGAUCGAGCUUCGUAGCGUCGAAGAAACAUAAUCAUGCAUCGCAUCGAUCAUAAUUAUGUCACGGUAGGAUACUACGUACGAACAAGUGGCAACAACAAUACAACAGCAAUGCAAUGGCAAUACUAUAACGAUGUAAUGGUAAUGCAAUGGUAGUGGCAAUCCAAAAGCGGUACAGUGAUAAUACAACAGCAGUACUACAACACUGCAAUGGUCUAUCAAUCGACAGCAGCAGAUCAGUCGGCAUCGUCUUCAUUCUGGAGUCCUACUCUCAAAACCGACAUCUUCUCUCAAACCGAUAGCGCAACUUUCUUCCCCACGGCCCACGGCUUGGUGCAAACCCAUCCGACUGGUGGUGCGUUUCGGAGCGGUUUCGGCGGGAUCGACAACCUCGGCAGUCGAGGGGUAACGAUAAGGCCGCCGCGGACGCGGCCUCUUGAUUAUAAUGAGCGCUCUACCGCCGAAUUGCGCCGAAAUCCAUCGCUCUCGGCACCGGACGAGUGCGCUCGUGCUUGCCGCGAGAGCGAGCCGCCCAGGAUAUGCUAUUAUCACUUCACACUCGAGUAUUAUACCGUACUCGGAGCAGCGUGUCAAGUAUGCACACCGAAUGCAACCAAUUCCGUAUGGAGCGAUUGUCAGUGUGUCCUGGCGGACGGAGUAGAGAGGGGUAUUUUGACCGCGAACAGAAUGAUCCCUGGCCCGAGUAUUCAGGUAUGCCAGGGUGACAAAGUUGUUAUCGACGUGGAAAAUCAUAUAGAAGGAAUGGAAGUCACAAUUCACUGGCAUGGAGUAUGGCAAAGAGGAUCUCAAUAUUACGACGGUGUACCUUACGUAACACAAUGUCCCAUUCAAGAGGGUAAUACGUUUAGAUAUCAAUGGACAGCCGGCAAUGAGGGUACACAUUUCUGGCAUGCUCAUACUGGCAUGCAAAAGAUAGAUGGUCUCUAUGGGAGCGUAGUAAUCCGACAACCGCCAAGCAAGGAUCCUAAUAGCAAUCUGUACGAUUACGAUUUAACCACGCACGUGAUGCUUAUCAGUGAUUGGUUCCACGAGAGUGGUACCGAGCGUUUUCCGGGUCGUCUUGCAGUCAAUACCGGUCAAGCACCUGAAAGCGUGCUGAUCAAUGGGAAAGGUCAAUUUAGGGAUCCUAACACCGGUUUCAUGACAAACACGCCACUUGAAGUGUUCACGAUAACUUCGGGCCGUCGUUAUCGAUUCCGAAUGAUUAAUUCAUACGGAUCAGUAUGCCCCGCUCAAAUUACAGUCGAGGGUCACACUCUCACCGUCAUCGCCACCGAUGGUGAAGCAGUUCAGCCAAUACAAGUGAACACUAUAAUUUCAUUUUCAGGUGAACGUUACGAUUUCGUCAUAAAUGCCGAUCAGCCUAUCGGCGCUUAUUGGAUUCAACUUCGUUCGCUCGGAGAAUGCGGAAUUCCACGCGCCCAGCAGCUGGCUAUUCUGCGAUACGCUCGUGGUCCUUAUCAACCGACUACUACACCGCCUACAUAUGAUUUCGGUCUUCCACAGGGCGUCGUUCUGAAUCCCUUGGAUGCUAUUUGCAACCGACCGCGUGAGGAUGCAAUUUGCGUGAAUCAGUUGAAAAACGCCCGACACAUCGAUCAGGGUAUCCUCCAGCAACGCCCCGACGUGAAGAUCUUCUUGCCGUUCCGCUUCCUGUUCUACAGACCCGAGGAGGUCUUCCAGCCACAGACCUACAAUCGCUUCCUCGUUGCGCCGACUGGCGACCAUGUGAUUUCGCUCGUGGAUGAGAUCUCAUUCACGUUUCCUCCGGCGCCGCCACUCUCGCAGAUCGAUGACAUCCCACCUGAACAGUUCUGCAACGGUGAUAAUAGACCAGCUGACUGCGGCGCCAAUUGCAUGUGCACGCAUCAGGUCGACAUUCCGCAUAAUGCGGUCGUCGAGGUGGUUCUCGUAGACGAAGUACAACAGCCCAAUCUGUCGCAUCCCUUCCACUUGCACGGAUACGCGUUCAACAUAGUCGGCAUCGGCCGUUCUCCCGAUAGGAAUGUAAAGAAGAUCAAUUUGAAGCACGCCCUCGAUCUCGAUAAGCGAGGUCUUUUGCACAGACAAUUCAACCUGCCACCUGCCAAAGACACCAUCGCCGUUCCCAACAAUGGUUACGUCAUCUUCCGCUUCCGCGCGAACAACCCGGGAUACUGGCUGUUCCACUGUCAUUUCUUGUUCCACAUAUUGAUUGGCAUGAACCUGAUCCUUCACGUUGGGACGCACGCGGAUCUGCCGCCGAUACCGCCAAAUUUCCCGACCUGUGGUGACCAUUUGCCGCCCAUCACGCCGCCAUUGUCAUUGAACGCGUUCCACUGAUGCGCGAUUGAUUGAUGAGCGACGAGCUCAGAAACACUGAGAGAGACGCUCCAAAGUCCAUACGAUAUUUGUAGCAUAUUCCUGUAAAGUAGCGCGAGCCUGUAAUAUUCUUUUUUUUUUUAAACUACGCAACACCUUGUCGGUUUACUCUCGAGAACGUACUCUGCUCGAGACGAUCGCGAUCGAUCGCGAGCAAGGAAUUCAAAGGGUGUCGACCCGUUACCUUACGUAAUCCGACUGAGAGCGAAGAAAAUGGCAAGGUGAGUUAGAUACAUUGAAGGUGUUAGUGAGGCAACGGGUUAACAAAAGGUGAUCGAUGCCCUGCUGGGCAUCGCGAAACGA
Formica exsecta is the source of this 2830-nucleotide messenger RNA. Its product is annotated as laccase. Gene Ontology annotation, biological process: iron ion transport. Lineage: Eukaryota; Metazoa; Arthropoda; Insecta; Hymenoptera; Formicidae. The transcript has 11 exons. Gene Ontology annotation, cellular component: plasma membrane. The record is from RefSeq and is a predicted model, not a curated record. The coding region runs from base 356 to 2488 and encodes 710 amino acids. Gene Ontology annotation, molecular function: oxidoreductase activity; copper ion binding.